AUGGCACUAUUCACCACUAAUGGUAUGUUUAUCUUGGAUGAAAUUCAUACCACUGACCAAAGCUUUCAUAAUGUCAUGGGCGGCGGUGGUAUGUUUGCAAUGCUAGGGGCAAGUAUUGUGUGUCCAAAUCCGGAGACAUCCAAGCACUUGAAAUGGGUGGUUGAUCGCGGCUCAGACUUUCCAGAAUCUAUUUCAGAUCAGAUCAAGACAUGGAAAUCGGGCGUAGUAUUCAGAGACGAUACAACGAGGCUCACGACGCGAGCCUGGAAUCUCUACGGCGAGAACGAUUUUAGGCAGUUCAAGUAUCUAUCGGAGAAAAAACGAAUCGAUGUCCAAGACUGGCUUUUGGAGUUUGGCGAAGAUCAAUUGUCUCAAAUACCGUGCUUUCAUUUAGUUUGCGCCGAAGAUAGGGCCACUUCAAUCUUGGACAAACUCAAGAUGUAUGCUGACAGUUCUAUUCGGAGAGCCUUUGUGUGGGAACCCAUCCCAGAUUUGUGCAACGUGGAGCACGCUGAAAUGAUACGAAAAGUGGUCCACCGGGAAGAAACUGUGAUAUUCUCCCCCAACGCCGAGGAAGGGGCACGUCUUUUUGGAGCCACAGAGCCAACUACAAUUGAGGGCUGUCGGGAAUUGAUGCGUAAAUUUGACUCUUUUGUUGGCGAACAAAACAUGUGUGUUUUAAGAUGCGGUAGACUGGGGUCUCUGACAAUGGGGAGACGCUCAUCAAAGGGUGAUAGGCCCAUAAUUCACCUUCCGGCAUUCCACUUCCAAUCUCCAUCCCGUGUCGUUGAUCCAACAGGUGGUGGGAACACCUUUCUGGGGGGUUUCUCUUUGGGCUUCGUCCUCUCCGACGGAAACUUGGAUGUUGCUAGCAUCUGCGGCAACAUAGCUGCUGCGUGCGCUAUAGAGCAACUGGGUGUUCCUCAACGUCAAGGCGACAAGUGGAAUGGCCUUACUUUCGAAGAGCGAUUAAGUCAUUACAUUACAACCUACAAACUUCCGUACACUACGGACCGUAUCCUAAAAUUACUGAGCAUUACAUCCACAUGA
This is a messenger RNA of Lachancea dasiensis, 1050 nucleotides long. Lineage: Eukaryota; Fungi; Ascomycota; Saccharomycetes; Saccharomycetales; Saccharomycetaceae. The record is from the annotation of a GenBank genome assembly.